GAAAUUUGGAUCAUUCCAAACGAGACUGUGAACUCUCCCAGCUCAAGCCCACCUCCCUGCUCAAGCCCAGCCGUCCACUGCCUGGCUCCCUCGUCCGGUCGUUCCCGUCUCCCUCCUCGCGUCGCGUCCACCAUUGUUCCUGUCGACGCUGCGCCGCACGGCUCGCACCGCCGACAGUGCCUCAGUCCUAUCGAGCCUCCCUCUUCCCAGAUCAGGCCCUAGCUGGGCUACAGCCGCCGCCGCCGCUGCCGCAUCCGUCACCUUCACACCGCGUGCGCGCGCGCUCUCUCUCUCUCUCUCUCUUUGCGACGACUGGACGGGCUACCGCAGUCGCCACCAUAGGCACCACGCCCUUCGCUGAUCUAUUCGCUGGCGAAGAACGCUCUCAAUAAGAUCGAUGGAGUGCGUGGUGCAGGGAAUCAUCGAGAACCAGCAUGUCGAUGCUCUUGAGGUUCUACUCCAGGGACUCUCUGGUGUCCCGAAAGAGCGUUUUAGGGUGCAUGAGCUCUGCCUUAAAAGUGGGCCCAAUCUAGGUGUUGUCCCAUCGGAGGUUCGUUUGUUGUGUGACUUAGCUCAGCCCACACCAUCCUGGACCAUAAGACAUGUUGGUGGUGCCAUGAGAGGUGCUGGUGCGGAGCAAAUCUCAGUUCUGGUUCGUACAGUUGUGGAGAGCAAAGCUAGCAAGAACGUCUUGCACUACUUCUACACCCUAGGGUACAAGCUAGACCAUGAACUCUUGAAGAGCGGUUUUGCAUUUCGUUUCCACCGAGGUGCCCAAAUCACUGUCACUGUUACAUCUGCUAACAAGAUGUCAAGGCUCCAUGCAACCGAUGAAGCUACGCCAGUCACUCCUGCCAUACAGCUAGUGGAAAUCACAGCUCCUGCUGCUGCUGAUAAUUACAAUGAUGUUGUUUCAGCUGUCACUGCGUUCUGUGAAUAUCUUGCCCCGCUGCUGCAUCUGUCAAAACCAGGACACUCGACAGGAAUCGUUCCAACAGCAGCCGCUGCUGCUGCCUCACUCAUGUCAAGUGGCGGUGGCAAAACCUUGUAAUGCUGCUAGGACAGCCAAAGUCCGUUCUUGCUGCUAGGACAGCCAAAGUCCGUUCUUUGAGAUGAGUGGGCGUGGCUAAUGAGGUGGCCUUCUUCGUGCCGAGCAUUUGAGCAGUCAGUUUUGCCUGCUAGUGUUGUCCAUGUCUGACACAUCGUUGUGCCAACCUUGCUCUUGGUUUGACUGGUUGCAUGAUUGCUGAUGGGUAAUGCCCUGCCUUGUAGUUGCAGGGUGUAACAAUCUAGUAUUACCAAUAUUAAAAUUUCUCAAAAAUCCAAACCAUAAUUUCUUUUCUCAAAAAGAAGUUUA
Molecule: messenger RNA, 1357 nt
Organism: Zea mays
Lineage: Eukaryota; Viridiplantae; Streptophyta; Magnoliopsida; Poales; Poaceae
Product: mediator of RNA polymerase II transcription subunit 18
Exons: 6
Coding region: 398-1051 (217 amino acids)
Biological process (GO): regulation of transcription by RNA polymerase II; termination of RNA polymerase II transcription
Cellular component (GO): core mediator complex; mediator complex
Molecular function (GO): transcription coregulator activity
Source: RefSeq, a predicted model, not a curated record